Pipra filicauda (Wire-tailed manakin) is the source of this 4165-nucleotide messenger RNA. Its product is annotated as choline transporter-like protein 2. The record is from RefSeq and is a predicted model, not a curated record. The transcript has 17 exons. Gene Ontology annotation, molecular function: choline transmembrane transporter activity. Gene Ontology annotation, cellular component: membrane. The annotation marks the transcript as partial. Gene Ontology annotation, biological process: transmembrane transport; choline transport. Lineage: Eukaryota; Metazoa; Chordata; Aves; Passeriformes; Pipridae.
CCCCAGAUCUGCGUCAGCAAAUGCCCCGACCGGUACCUGACGUACCUGACGGCCCACGGCGUGCCCGCAGAGCUGGGGUACUACCGGAACUUCUGCGUCCCCACCUUCGACCCGCGCAAGGGUCCCAUCGAGGUGCUGAAGGACAGGGAGUGCCCGGCCAUGCUCAUCCCCAGCACCCCCUUGGCGCGGAGAUGCUUCCCGGCCAUCCAGGCCAAGAAGGGCGUCAUCAUGGUGGGCAACGAGACCACCUACGACGACGGCCGCGGGCACCGCAGGAACGUCACCGAGCUGCUGGAAGGGGCCAAGAAAGCCAACGUGGUGCUGGAGACCCGGCAGUUGGCCAUGAAGAUCUUUGAGGAUUACACGGUGUCCUGGUACUGGAUCAUCAUAGGCCUCGUCAUCGCCAUGGUGGCCAGCCUGAUCUUCAUCGUCCUGCUGCGCUUCCUGGCCGGGAUCAUGGUCUGGGUCAUGAUCGUGAUGGUGAUCCUGGUGUUGGGAUACGGAAUCUUCCACUGUUACAUGGAAUACGCGAAGCUGAAAGGGGAGGCGGGCUCGGACGUGUCCCUGGCGGACCUGGGCUUUCAGACCGACCUGCGCGUCUACCUCCACCUGCGGCAGACGUGGUUGGCCUUCCUGAUCAUCCUGUGCGUGGUGGAGCUGGUGAUCGUCCUGCUGCUCAUCUUCCUCCGCAAGAGGAUCCUCAUCGCCAUCGCGCUCAUCAAGGAGGCCAGCAGGGCCGUCGGUCACGUCAUGUCGUCGCUGCUGUUCCCCCUGUGCACCUUCUUCCUACUGUGCCUCUGCAUCGCCUACUGGGCCAGCACCGCCGUCUUCCUGUCCACCUCCAACGAGGCCGUGUACAAGGUGUUCAACGAGUCCACCUGCCCCUUCUCCGGGCAGACCUGCAGGCCGGAGACCUUCAACACCAGCAACGUCACCAAGCUGUGCCCCGACGCCCAGUGCCUCUUCGCCUUCUACGGCGGCGAGACGGCCUAUCACAAGUACCUCAUCGUGCUGCAGUUCUUCAACGUCUUCAUGUUCUUCUGGCUCGCCAACUUCGUCAUCGCCCUGGGCCAGGUGACGCUGGCGGGCGCCUUCGCCUCCUACUACUGGGCCUUCAAGAAACCCGACGACAUGCCGGCCUUCCCGCUCUUCUCCGCCUUCGGCCGCGCGCUCCGGUACCACACGGGCUCGCUGGCCUUCGGCGCGCUGGUCCUCGCCAUCGUCCAGGUCAUCAGGGUCACGCUGGAGUACCUGGACCACCGGCUCAAAGCCGCAGAGAACAAGUUUGCCAAGUUCCUCCUGAGCUGCCUCAAGUGCUGCUUCUGGUGCCUGGAGAAAUUCAUCAAAUUCCUCAACAGGAACGCCUACAUCAUGAUCGCGAUCUACGGCACCAACUUCUGCACCUCAGCCCGCAACGCCUUCUUCCUGCUGAUGAGGAACAUCAUCAGGGUGGCCGUGUUAGAUAAAGUCACGGAUUUCCUCUUCUUCCUCGGGAAGCUCCUCAUAGUGGGCAGCGUUGGAAUCCUCGCCUUCUUCUUCUUCACCCAGCGGAUAAAGCUGGUCCAGGACACGGCGCCGCCGCUGAAUUACUACUGGGUCCCCAUUCUGACAGUGAUCGUGGGCUCCUACCUCAUCGCCCACGGGUUCUUCAGCGUGUACGGCAUGUGCGUGGACACCCUCUUCCUCUGCUUCUUGGAAGACCUGGAGCGGAACGACGGCUCGGCGGAGAAGCCCUACUUCAUGUCCCCCGACCUGAGGAAGCUGCUCAAGAAGACCAACGCGGGGCAGGCGGACGCGUAGCCCCGUCCCGGCCUCCCCCGCCGCCCGGCCCCUCUGGAAUUUGCCUUCCUGGACCUCGGACCCGCUGGGUUCCUCCCGCGAGGGGGGCUCGGGGGAACGGGGAUUGUUGAGAAUCCGGCCCCGGAGCGUCGCGUUGGUGACGGCGAGCGCCGGAGCUCAUCGGUGCCGCCGGCCGGCCCGGGGCUCUGGCAGGGGCAAAGUCCCUCCUCCCGAGGUGCUGGUGACUCCAAAACGAGCUCCGUUGGGUUUGAUCCCGUUCCUUUAUCCUGCUAAACGGGUGGCGUGGCCUCCGGCCCGGCUGCGUGUUCCGCGUUCCCUCGGCGCUCCGGCGGAUCCGGGCGCAGAGGUGACGGGAGAACGAGCCGGGAGGGUCCGGGCGGCUCCUCCAGGGGGUUUUUCAGUCGUGGCCCCCCCCAAAAUGUUGAGCUGCAGUUGGUGAUUCCAUCCGGAGAGCGGGAACGGGCUGGAAUGGCCUCCCUGCUCCUGCCGCCCUCCGGGGACGUACCAGGGCCCUGUUUGGGGCCCCAACUAAUUAAUUCUUUUAGGAAUAAGCUAAUUAGUGCUUCUGUAGCCGCCUGUCGGGGGUGGGGGUGGAGGGGAGCGAGGGGUCCCCGGGCAGAAUUGGGGGGUUGAGGCUCUGGCUGGUUCCUGCACCUCCUCUCCAGGACCGGCGGCUUCCGCCGAUUCCUCCCCAAAAUCCGCGUCCCGGUCCCCAAAACCCGGCAGUUUGGGGCAAACCCUUCCCCAGAGGCUUUGCCUUUCGGGAGAGGGGGUGGUGGGUGGAUCCGGGCGGGUUUUGGGUUCGUUUUGGGUGGUUUUAGCAAACCCAAGGGCAGCCAGCGCCUCGCUCCUGCCCGAGGGAAGCUCCAGGGCUUUGGCAGCUCCUGGCACGUGGGGGAGAAAAAAAGGGACUUUUGGGGGCUGAGAGGGGGCUAAUUAACUCUAAAAUACAACUAAUUAACCCCAAAUCAUAACAGAAUGAACCCCCCCUGGAGUCCCUCGAGCUUUUUAUCCCGGUUCCCUCAUGAUCUUGGGGGUUUGUGUCAGAGGGGGGAACGUUUCGAUGGAAUUAUUCAGUGCUUUGGGGGCUUUUUUGUAUAUUUUGCUUUUCCGAGGCGUUCUCGGUUCUCUAGUUGAUAUUUUGAGCUUUUCCCGGGAAUUCUGGGGACAGGUUUUGGGCUCUGCUGCCGCCGGGCCGGGGAUCAAACGCUGUAAUUUGCUUAAAUCCCCCCUUUUUUCCCCCCUCUCCUGUCUCGGUGCAGGUGAUCGGUGCCCCGGGGUAGGGCUGGACAGGGAAGGGGAAGGGGAAGGUGAGGCCAGGGAAAUGAAGGAAGAGGUAAAAUUAAGAAGGUGAAGGGAAAGUAAAAAAAAUGAAGGGAGAGCUUAAAAACAAAAGGGAAAAAGUAACGGCGAAGCUCUGCAGGAAAAAGGUGAAAUAAGGCUCUGUUUGGGGUAAGUGGGAAUAAUUCGGGGAAUAACGACCAGGCUCCGUAACACUUCCAGCUUUUCCAGCACCUCCAGCCAGUGUUUCCUGCUGCUGGUCCUGAAUUAACUCACUUUGUCCCCUCCCUGUGCAGGUUUCGGGGGGGUUUGGGUUCAGUUUCCACUCGGAAUGUCCCUGUCGGGGGUGAAUUCCCUCUCGCCCCUCCACUCUCAGCUGCUUUCUUCCCAAAUCCAGACCCUUUGGGGGUGGAAACGCUGCUGGAAGCAGCCGAGGAGCGUCAGGAACUCUGUUUACUCCAAAAGCCGAAACGCAGCGGGGACUGGGAGGGCUGGAAGUGGUGGAGGAGAGAAGGAAUUUGGGAAAAACGCGUUCUUGGGGACGCGGCCGGGCUGGCUCGGCUGCCUCCCGGCAAAGGAGGGACUUGAGGGGAGAAUGAAGGAUUUUUAAUUCCCAAGAAGCCCGAAGCGGUUUGGUUUUUUUUCUUUUUAAAGGUGAAAACUGCACGUGCCGGGAGCUCCGGACGGGGGGAAUAUUCCUGUCAGGUUUUUUUCGGGAGAGCUGAGAGCGAGGGCGGCUGUCCGGGGGGAUUUUGGUGUCGGGAAAACCUUCACACUCCGCGGCCUGGGCUCUUUCUUCCCAGAGCUUGCGCUCGAGGCAUUAAACGACCCGGUUUUUUUUAGGAAUAACGGUGCUUUUUGCUGCCUGGAAAUGCAACUCCUGUCCCUACAACUCCUUCCCCGGAUCGGGGGCCGGGCGAGGGGGGGGGGAAAAAACCCCUCAAAAAUGCUAAAACCCGCAGGGCUGGUGUUCUACACCAAAAUACUCAUUUUUUUAAGCGCGUUUCUGAGGCAUUAACGACGCUGGUGCUCCGGGGGGGGUCCGUCGGUGUCGUGACCAACAAUAAAAAAGUGCCUGUUUGGA